Messenger RNA from Penicillium pulvis, 2817 nucleotides. RefSeq names its product putative transmembrane glycoprotein. Gene Ontology annotation, molecular function: calcium ion binding. The transcript has a single exon. The coding region runs from base 1 to 2817 and encodes 938 amino acids. Lineage: Eukaryota; Fungi; Ascomycota; Eurotiomycetes; Eurotiales; Aspergillaceae. Gene Ontology annotation, cellular component: membrane. The record is from RefSeq and is a predicted model, not a curated record.
AUGGCACCCUUCCUCAUAAUUGUCCUGGCCUUUGUGGCUGCAGUAAACGCCGCCGCACUUGCUGCCAAUUAUCCCAUUAAUGCACAACUACCUCCAGUCGCGCGAGUGUCACAGCCAUUUCGGUGGGUGUUUGCCGCCAGUACUUUCGCCAACUCGGACUCAGACACCAAAUACUCACUUUCGGACGCUCCAUCAUGGCUUUCCGUGGAAAAUGGUAGCCGUGUGCUAUCUGGGACUCCAGGACCAGGCGAUACGGGCUCUAAGAAAUUUAAGCUAGUUGCAUCGAAUGGAGCAGAGUCCGACAGCAUGGACGUUACAUUUAUCGUUACCACAGAUCAAGGUCCAACCAAAGGAACGCCUCUCCUCCCACAACUUGAGACUCUGGGCCCUGUUUCAUACCCAGCGACGCUUUUCAUACACCCUGGUCGUCCGUUCGAAAUCGAAUUUGAUCCGUCCACGUUCCAGAAUACUCACCCUUCCACAAUAUACUAUGGAACUUCGCCUAAUAACGCCCCAUUGCCAUCAUGGAUCAGCUUCGACGCUGCAGCCCUCAAAUUUGUCGGCAACACCCCGGCCUUCCCAGGAGCCGAGCCCGAAACCUUUACUUUCCAGCUCAUUGCUUCCGAUGUCGCUGGCUUUAGCGCCGCGAACAUGACCUUCCAGCUCUCGAUCGGCCCACAUAUACUCGCAUUCAAUGAAACCGCUCAGACAUUCAAUCUCACCAGAGGCGACAAAUUUACCAGCCCCAGCUUCCAAAGCCUAAUUUCAGUGGAUGGCUCGCCAAUCACCAGUAAGGAUUUGACCAAGAUCGACGCUACCCUACCUGACUGGCUGUCAAUGGACAAUGAUUCAAUUUCUCUGAGCGGCACACCUCCCAAGGAUGCUGUCAACCAAAACAUUACUAUCACAGUCACGGACACCUAUUCAGACCAGGCGGCGCUUAUGGUGCGUUUGGACUUUCUGAAGCUUUUCCUUGAUACCGUUGAAGGCUGUGAAGCGAUCAUUGGUGAAGACUUUACAUUUGUGUUCAACCAGUCCACCGUCACCGACAGUUCCGUACAACUCGAUGUUGAUCUUCCCGAAGAGCUAUCAUCAUGGCUUACUUAUUUCCCGAGUAACAAAACAUUGUAUGGCCACAUCCCAUCGGAUGCCAAGCCACAAAAGUUCAGCAUGGCUUUAACGGCGCAUCAGGGAGAUACUGAAGAUACCCAAGACUUUGACAUCGAUGUCCUUGAACCAGCAGAUACUGAUUCGAGCUCCGGAGAUCCGUUUUCCAGCCAGUCCCCCUCUUCUCACAAGAAAGCUGGAGUGAUUGCCAUCUCAGUGGUCAUUCCCGUCGUGGUGGUCAUGAGCCUGAUUAUUCUCUUUUGUUGUUGGCGUCGCCGAAGCAAGUUACCCAAGGUGGAGGAAGAGGAAAAAUUCCCAACCACCAAGCUACCUCCCCCACGCCCGGCCAGACCUGAUAUGCCCAACUGCGAGCCUGGAGCUGUUGAAAGGUCUUCGCGAGAUUCUAACUCGGUUGAUUGGAUGAGUCCGUUGUCCCCUGCCGCUGAUCUCCCCAAGUUGGAGCUUGGCCCGGCAUGGAACGUGGCAUCGUUCGACAAACCAGACGAAUCAAUGAAAGCAAUUCCUUCACCAAACCCGCCUCCUCGCUCUCCCAAGCGGGCAUUUGUUCCACUGCGAGAUUCGAUCAUCGACGAAGACAAGCCAUUUUCUCAGUCUCCCACCAAGAAACAAAAUCAGCGCAUGUCAUUCACUAGUAGUCCUCCUGUGCGUCGUCGCCGGUCUACCAACCGUUCGCGACGUGAGCCUCUGAAGGCAAUUCAGCCACGAGCCAUGAAACGCGAGUCUAUGCAGUCAUCUCGUUCCAAGCGUUACUCUAAGAGGUCAAGCGGGAUUUCCACCAUUGCCUCCGGAUUGCCAGUGCGAUUUAGCGGCGCUGGGCAUGGUGCCGGAGGAUUUGGUCCACCAGGACACGGCGUUGUGCACAUGUCCUGGCAGAACACCAAGGAUCCGUUGAUGAGCGAUGACAGCAGCAUGAUGAACAUGGCACCAAUGUUCCCCAGACCCCCUGCAGCUGCUCGAGCGAGAAACAGCAUGGCAUCCAGCAUCCCAGAAAACUACAAACGAGUUACCUUGCGUGCAGUGGAGCCGGAUGAUUCACCAAUCUCGGAAGCCGAUUCCCUAGAGGCAUUCGUCCACAGCCGGGCGAAGCACCGCAACUCCGCCAACCCACUGUUCUCCGCUCAGGUCAGCCGUCGCACAUCAUCCGGCCUGCGUGCCUUAGAACGGGCCCGGAGCAUCCGAAGCCGCGCAGACACCGUUUCCGUAUCCACAUUCACGGAUGAGUUCCGUCAAUCGAUUCAAGAACGCCCACACUCGACUGCACUCUCAGUCUCCGAAUACGGUGAUGAGAACCGUCUGUCACAGUACCAUACUCUUCAGCCUCCACAAACCCUGUUCCCAUUGGCUGAAGGGGGCGGCAAGAGUCAGAGUCAACUUAGCUUGGCGCAGGAUUAUCGGGGUGUCAUCUCACCGCUCCCUCGGUUCUGGAGUGAAACUAGUUUGAGCAGUAAUCGCCGUCUGGAUUCUGGUAAUCACUCCAAGGCUGCGGCUCAAUCUGGGGAACAGUCGAAUAUGCCACUCAGCUCGUCUAUUGCCUCCGAUUUAGAAGAACACUUGUCUCGGAAAGCGAGCCCGCACAAGACUUCUAAUAAUCCAUUCUUGAGUGCGCCCAUGGAUCCGCCGCCUCCGAUUCGUGACCUGAGUAAUCGGGGCCUGCCUGUUGCUAGCAGUGGUGAAUUAGCAUUUGUUUAA